Molecule: messenger RNA, 517 nt
Organism: Salvia splendens (bonfire salvia)
Lineage: Eukaryota; Viridiplantae; Streptophyta; Magnoliopsida; Lamiales; Lamiaceae
Exons: 2
Coding region: 57-500 (147 amino acids)
Source: RefSeq, a predicted model, not a curated record
CCAUCUGGGGUGAACGACAUCAGUACGUGGUCUGUUUUGAUGUCACGGAUGGAAAUAUGAAUAUAAUAGACCACAGCCUUGCUGAAUCUCAUGAAACGUUCGGCGACAAGUAUGGACACAUACCCUCUCUGCUGAGGAAGUUCGUGGGUGCUGCACUGGACAAAUGCAAAGAAACAAAAAUGGCCGAUCUCGUACGAAGCUGCACUACUAAUGUGGUCUCAAUGCCGUGGAGGAACAACGUGGUCACAAUGGAGAAUGGUGUGUACGUAAUGCGCCACAUGGAAACGUACUUUGGGGAGAAAGAAAAGGAUUGGGAUUGCGGGCUGAGUGCAAAAGGAACAAAAGGCUUAGAGAUGUGUAGAAUCAAGAUUGCACGGACGCUCCUUACCUGUGCGCACAACACCCGAGGUUCUGCAAACCAAAAUAAAGCGACAAAGUAUUGGAGAGAGAGACCUGCAAAGUUCAAUUUCGAGAGGUGGGUUGAAAAUUAUGGUCUAUAGCGAGUGAUGGUUUUGCA